CAAAGCUGUCACGUGACUGUGCGUUAUAAGCGCCGGAGCUCAGGACAGAACAACUGAGUUGAGGACACAGAGCACGAUGAACAGCCUGUUGACUUUCACCGUCCCCCUAUUAUGCAGCACCUUGGUCUGGGGCGGAUACCUCGAAGAUGAUCAAGAUGUCUUGGUCCCAGUGGACUGGGCCCAUGUCAGCAGGCUUAGCCCCUCUGAGGAGCUGGAGCUCACCUUCGCUUUGAAGCAGCAGAAUGUUCACCAGCUGGAGGAAACUCUCCGAUUGGUGUCGGACCCUGACUCGGCACAGUAUGGUAAGUACCUGAGCCUGGAGGAAGUUGCUUCCCUUGUGCGCCCAUCAGAGCUGACCCAGAAGGUGGUGCACCAUUGGCUGCAGAGUCAUGGGGUGACAAACUGCCUGACUGUUCACACUCAGGACUUCAUGCAGUGCACCAUGAGCAGAGAGGUGGCAGAGAUGCUGCUGCCAGGUAGCAAGUUCCACCGUUACAUCAAAGACGGCCAUUCUCUGGUGAGGUCAUCAUCUCCGUACUCUGUCCAUGAUGAUGUUCACCAGCACCUUGACUUUGUUGGAGGGCUUCACCGCUUCCCUCCCAACAGACAGGACCUCAGCAAAGCAAAAAAAUCCAGUGGCAAGCAUACACAUUUGAAGGCGUGGCUGCACCUCGGAGUGACCCCUGCCAUCUUGAGGCAGCGCUACAACCUGACAGCAGCCGAUGUGGGAUCAGCUCAGAACAACAGUCAGGCUGUAGCUCAGUUCUUGGAGCAGUAUUACCACCCUGCAGAUCUGGCUGAAUUCAUGAGCAUGUUUGGGAGCAGUUUCAAGCAUAUGUCAAAGGUGGACCGGGUUGUCGGCACCCAGGGAGGAGGCAAAGCCGGUCUGGAGGCCAGUCUGGAUGUAGAGUACAUCAUGAGCACAGGGGCAAACAUCUCUACAUGGGUCUUCACUAACCCAGGCCGGCAUGAGUCCCAGGAGCCUUUCCUCCAGUGGAUGGUUCUGCUCAGCAACAUGUCAGACUUGCCCCAUGUCCACACUAUCAGCUAUGGGGACGAUGAGGACAGUCUGUCUGCUGCCUACAUGAUGCGUAUCAACACUGAGUUUAUGAAGGCUGGCGUCAGGGGCAUCUCUCUGCUCUUUGCUUCUGGUGACAGUGGUGCUGGCUGCAGACAUCUGACUAAAGGACGAAACUCCUUCAGGCCCAGUUUUCCAGCAUCAAGCCCAUUUGUAACCACAGUAGGAGGAACCUCAUUCAAGAACCCCUUUAAAGUGACUUAUGAAGUUACAGAUUACAUCAGUGGGGGAGGUUUCAGCAACAUCUUCAAGAUGCCCGACUACCAGGCCAGUGCAGUGGACAGCUACCUGAAGGCUGUUGCGGCCAGUCUACCACCGCAGACGUACUUCAACACCUCUGGCAGGGCCUAUCCAGACAUGGCUGCUCUAUCUGAUAACUACUGGGUGGUCAGCAAUAGAGUGCCCAUCCCCUGGGUCUCAGGGACCUCGGCAUCAACCCCCGUGGUCGGAGGCAUGCUGGCUCUCAUCAAUGAUCAGCGACUACUGAAAGGCCUGCCUGCCCUGGGAUUCCUCAAUCCUCGCCUCUACAAACUCAAGGGACAGGCCCUAUUCGACGUGACAGAGGGCUGCCACCUGGGCUGCCUGGAUGAGCAGGUUCAGGGGAAGGGUUUCUGCGCUGCACCAUCAUGGGACCCUGUUACAGGCUGGGGAACACCAAACUACCCGGCUCUGUUGGCUGCCCUGUUGAAGUGAACACCUCCUACAGCAGGGGGCCGCCUGAAUCUUGAACCAUCAGGCUAGCCUCUGUCCUGCACGGAGGUAGAGUGUAUACAUCCUGACCAGGUAAAUGAUGCCAAAGGAAACAUGAAGAAAGAGGGGGUAAAAAAAAAAAAAAAAAAGAUGCCUACAAUAGUUUUAUGCUUUAUUAUUUUACUCGGAUGUAUGGCCAAUCCAGUUGAGAACGAAACACUGUUAAUCAAGUGUGCUGAAUUUUUUUUUUUUUUUUUUAGUAUUUUUUUAAUCAUAACUUCUAUCCAUUGAAGGAUAGGUGUGAUUGUGAUUUUUUUUUUUUUUUUUAAAUACAUUUAUGGUAAUUACGUUCAAUCCAUAUCUCCAUAAUGCCUUAGUAGACUUUUGUGCAACAUGGCUUAAACCUGUUGGUUUUUAUUAAUGUCAGUAUAUACACAGCGAUGUGCAUCAGCCUUUGUUUUCCAUAAAUGAACACAGCAAUGAUAGCUAAAAUAUGCAUACUUAUCAAUCCACAUUCAUCUAAAGCCAAUUUAACACCAGGCCUUAUUGUGUGCAAUCUGUGUAUUGGAAGAAAUCAUCUGUCAGAUUAAGUGUGUUUUACUCAGGUUUGCUUUGUAAAUAGUAAGUUUUGAGAUGGCCAAAGCCUCAAGUUUUCUUUGAUUAUUUUAGAAUAUAUGGCCAUGCUAAACGAGUCUACAGGGAUUAACCUCAUGAUUAUUCAGAUUCAUCUAACGAUGAAAAUGUUUGCACCCGUCAGUUCUAAACGUGUUGCUCUUGUCUUCUGUGAGUGGACCGCGCCAUGUGUGAGGAUGUGUUCACCUAAAAUGUGAAAGAUGAAAAGGGCCUGCAAACUUGAUUUUAAAUUAUUUAUACUCACUGUAAUAAUGCACUGUCCAUUUACGUUAUGCUGUACCUGUAAACCAGCCUAAUGCACUAUAAUAUACAGUAUGAUGCAAAAGUGAAUCAGCAGUUCUGCCCACCAGCGUCACCACACUUCUUUCCAGUCCUUUAUCAUGUAAAUAGUGUAGCCCAAAUAGCUUAUGAGACUGUGGUGUUGAUUCAUUUAAUAAAGAUGACUUUUUAUUUGGAA
Messenger RNA from Myripristis murdjan (pinecone soldierfish), 2858 nucleotides. It is a transcript of the gene tpp1, whose product is annotated as tripeptidyl peptidase I. Gene Ontology annotation, molecular function: tripeptidyl-peptidase activity; serine-type endopeptidase activity. Lineage: Eukaryota; Metazoa; Chordata; Actinopteri; Holocentriformes; Holocentridae. Gene Ontology annotation, biological process: proteolysis; central nervous system development. The transcript is spliced from 13 exons. The coding region runs from base 77 to 1771 and encodes 564 amino acids. The record is from RefSeq and is a predicted model, not a curated record.